UAAAUAACCCUUCUAGCAAAAAGUUUAAUGAAAAAAAACUAUUAAUCCAGAUCACUUUAAAAUAUGUUUAGACACCUUCUGCUGUGCAGUUUCAGAGUACAACUUGCAAUUUUCCCCUCUUUUUGCUCCUGUCUUUCAUUCUGUCAUGAAACUGACUCUUCUCCGGUUCUGCAGGUGGUAACAGAGACUGAGCUGAACUUUCUGGAUGAACACAAAAGUAAAUCAGCCAUAGAAGAACACGAGAGGCCUGCUUUCCGUUUGCAUUUCUCUCUGGGUGGAUUUUUCACGUCUGGCCUGUCGGUUCACAUUUUUGGGAAUACUUUGUGAAGGUCUUCUGUGGGUGGAUGUUUUUUUUUGGUUUUGUUUUGUUCUCUGUAACAUUACUUGGCAGCAUAUUCAUUCUUACAUGAAUUUAUCAUCACAUAAGUUAAAUUUUUUUGUGGAAUAAACAAAAGGAAGUUGAUUUUGGACUUUCAGAGAGUUGCUGCAUUGGCACCCUUCAAAUUUCUAUCUGAAAUGUUCCUGCUUGGAGUUUUUUCUUUUCCCACAUCACAUCACAUGGUGUAGUUUUAUCAGGUGAUGUUGCUGAAAAUAAACAUCUUGUUGUGUCUUGCAGGGCUGCUGAGCAAACAUGAAAAGCAGGUAGCUGAUCUUACGCAAAGGUUUCAGGCAGAACAAGAGACCUUGAAGGACAAACUGCGGCAGUUCGCGGCUGACCUGCAAGCCUUCAAUGAUUUGAAGAUACGUGUUGAAGACUCAACCUUCAAAAAGAAUUUGGAAAGGAAUAUUAAGGAACAUGGAAGCCCAGGUUCAUUCUGGGAGGCUGAGCAGGAGUUUCUGAUCUAUGUGAUUGAGAUGAAGGGGGAGCGUCUGCAGGAGCAAAGCAGGAAGCUGGAGAGGAUGGAUCAACUGGUGGAACGAAAUGUGUCUCUGGAGGCCCAGAUCGUCCAGGUCCUGCAGCAAAACAAGGACCUGGAGGUCCAGAUAGAAAGCUUCCAUACCCUCAUUCAGCAGUUUUUGAAGGAGCAGCAGGACCUGAAGGUGGCCCUGGAGACACAGAGGGCAGUAAAUGAGAAUCUUUCUCAGGAAAAAGAGCAGUUGAUUUUGCAACUGAGAGACAAAGAUUCAUGUCCAGGGACUCGCCUGUAAAUCUAUUGCUCCAUCUUCUGGGCUUGCUAA
Gambusia affinis (western mosquitofish) is the source of this 1179-nucleotide messenger RNA. RefSeq names its product coiled-coil domain-containing protein 69-like. The coding region runs from base 580 to 1149 and encodes 189 amino acids. The transcript has 5 exons. Lineage: Eukaryota; Metazoa; Chordata; Actinopteri; Cyprinodontiformes; Poeciliidae. Gene Ontology annotation, molecular function: microtubule binding. Gene Ontology annotation, cellular component: cytoplasm; nucleus. The record is from RefSeq and is a predicted model, not a curated record.